AAAGACAGUGAGAGAAAGAGAGAGAGAGAGGCUGUUGUCGUCCGAAUCCCUCGUUUUUCAAUUAUCUCCGAGGGCAGCGGGGGCAAGGUUUCAAUUUCGCUUCACAGGGGAAGGGCUGCAUGUAACCUUAUCAUGGCCCAGAUAGACAUGACUUUCUCCUCUCUUCUCCCUGCUUUUUUCUCCAGCAUGACACCCCCACCCCCAUCCUCCGCUCCCCAACCCUACCCACUCCCCUGUAACAUCAGCACCAUCAGUAUGCACGACCACCUUGCUGUCAGGGGAACCAGAGCGCACCCUUUCCAUUUGGGCCAGGGGUCUGGCCUUCAGAUCUGUCUAGAUAUGUGUGUGUGUGGGUGUGUGUGUGUGUUGGUGUGUGUGUGUGUGUGUGUUGGUGUGUGUGUGUGUGUGUGUGUGUGUGUGUGACGGGCCUGUCUGCUCGGUGGCAAGCUGGCGCAGUGAGGUGUGGCACGAGUUUAUCCCCAGGAACAGGGGGAGCAGAAAAAGGUCAAUUGGUGAGCGGGACCCCCACACGCGAAUGUUCCUUUGAGCAAACAAUGCAUGUCGAUGGGUUAUCAAUAUGGCUCUUUAUGCAGUGUCAGAGCCACUUUAGUGUGAAAUAUAUGCAGUAAGUGGAUCAAUGGGGCAAGCCCAACGGGAACCACUGCUGUCAGUGUGAAGGAUAGACCCAGCCAGGUCUACAGGGGCUAUGGCAUCUCCCAUAUGAGUUAGCCAGAUGCUACACAAAGUUCCUUCUGCAGCUACACCACGCUCUAAUGCCUACAGCAAUAUAACCACAAUAGAUCAAAACGCUGUUAAUUUUCUAAGUGGAGUCUAUGUUUUCUUUUUGUCUCUCAAUGUUUCUUUCUUUUUCCUUCUUUCUUUGAUUGAUUGAUAGAGGAUUGAAAGAGAGAGAGAAAAAACAGAGAGAGAGAAUGAGUAGGAGCAUUACAGUGUGAUUACACGGCCCUUCAGUAAUUGGAACUUGUGUGUUGCAACCUAGUCUAUGUUGCCAACACAGCAGAAUUCAGUGAGAGGAUUUUGGAACAUCUGAACAUGAAAUAUUUUCAGUUGUAACAUGAAUCGAAACAUCGAAAAAUUGUAAUAGAUCGAAAUUACAAAAUGAAAUUUUGUGAUCAAAUUGCACUGAAUGAAGAACAACUAGUUUAUGGUGGUCUUAAUACACAUUGCGAGGUAGCUCUUAUUAUGAAUAUGCCGAGAGAGGCCAAUGUGACCCAAACUACAUUCACUCUUUUAAGGUAGCUAAAUCUUGCUGGGCGUAGUGUUUGUCAUUAGUAGCUUUGCCUAAAAUGUUGUCAUGCCCACUGACCUGGGAUCUUCAUUGGCCAGUUAGCCCAAGCAUUCUAGAAUGUUCACAUGAGAGCAUUCUGAUUAAGAAUCAGUUAGGUGUAUCAAACCAAGAGAGUAGCCAGUCUUCUCUCCACUGCUGACCUGUUUACGAUGCGACAAAUUGAUCCCACAACACCCUAAUUUUUCACCUCGCACCCCCCCCCCCACCUCCUAACCCUCAUGGCACCUUAAUUACCUCAAAGCUCUGUCUUCCCUCACCCUUAAGGUCAAACCUACAGACCCUCACCACCUACACAUAAUCCCCCUCCACACUCUCUCUCUCUCUCUCUCUCUCUAUCUCUCUCUCUCUCUCACACACACACACACACACACACACACACCAAUCAUGUCAGCCCUAUGCCUUAUAUGCACUUAAGCUUUCCAUCGCUAGAACCUCAGGUGCAUCCGAAUCCACUUCAUGCCAUAGCCAAGGGGUCUACGACUGGAUGGGGUCAACUCUCCCCUGCCCUUUCGCCUUGGUGAAGUUUGGCCAGCUGCCAGAUGCUGUCCAGUACCCCCAUACUUCCUGGUUUUCUUUCAAGCAUCUCAUGGCAAAAGAGAUUGGCAACUUUUCCUCCUUCUGUGAAUAUACAUUUGUUUGUUUCCCAUUUAUUUCCCUAUGCACAGCCAUCGUAAGGAUUAACUCAUUGUAAAAUGGCUGAAAAUGUUCACUGAUCUUAGUCUUUUUUAAAGAAAUACCUAUGCACUGGGAUAUACUCCUAAUGAUGUUGCAAGUCCUUAAAUCUGGUUCAUUGUACUUUGUGUAAUAACCUCACUUUGUACCACCCUGCCUGUGUUUAUUUUUACAUUUCACCACAGUGACAUCAGCCAGCAUGAGAAAGGGGCCCCCAUGGUCACACUAUUGUACAUCACAACACACACCCAAGAAAACAUUUCGAUGUUAAUUACCAUUUCCCCUAUAAGGCAUUUCUGAGAGGAAUACAUUAUACCACCCAACUUUUACAUGACAAGUUGUAGGCUACAUCCAAUGUCACUUUACCUCAGAAUUCCCAUAUCCCUCAAGUCUAAAUAAUGAUGGCGUAGCAAUACCUGUUGGAGACUGAUGGAAGUCUGCAAAUAAGUUAGACUGAAAACGGUAUCAUUGUUACCAAUCAAUCAGAACCAACGAUAUGAAAAAAGGCACUGGAUUGCCACAGGGCUAUGACCAGUGAGACUGGGGGCAUCUGCGCCAUAAAGAAAAAAUGGGAGGAUGAUGAGAAGGAAAACAAUAGCAAAGCGAAUCAUCGGCUGCGAAUAUGAAGAGCAGCAUCAGAAUUAUGAAGAAACGGACACUGAAAUUUCGCGGAGCAUCGUACCAUGUGUACUUGGAGGACUCCAGGCUUGCUCCGAAGCAGAUCUCAUCACCAUGGUGCUGAGCAUGCACAGAGAGAUGGACAACCUCAGAGAACAAAUCCGAUGUCUUACAGCUUGUGGAAAACUGGCGCAAAACCUUGAGAGGUUGAUGGAGACAACUGACUUCUGGUUGAAUAACACCACAAGAGCUACGUCACCCAGCUUACGGACCUUUGAGGGCAGAGAUGUUCCUACUGUGUACACAAGCUCUUUUGUGGCAAAUGGGAGGCUGGCCCAAAUGGAGACAGCGAAUCACAAUCAAGGAGUCCAGAUAGGAGCCAAUGAUGUAGACCCAGAGGAGAACACUCCUCCUCUUUUCCAAGAUUUUAUUACAACUGACCUCCUCGAGCGCUGCAACACGGGGACCACAGCUCAGAAACUGACCAACGACCUUUUGUGUGGGCUGUAUGAGAGGGACUACCUGGCCUCACAUUCAAUCUCAGGCAUCGUCAACAACAAUCGAGGCCAGCCAAAGCCUGCCCUGCCAGCACACGAAGUCCAGGCCAUACUGAGGGCAGUAAAGUACUGUUUCCCUGGGAAGACCGACUCAGAAAUCAAGGGCUACAUUCGACAGAAGCUGCAGAAUGAGGCCAAGCGACUCCGGAAGAAACAUCACCCUGCGACCCCGGCUCCUGCAGCAUCCACCAGAGGAGUGGGAUCGGAGAUCCCCAGCGCAUAGCAAGAUGCCUUACUCUAUGGUAUAUUGGGCUUUUGGGACUUUGCCUCCUCCGAUAGCGUUGGAAGUGUUUGAAUUGAUAGCACUGAGAGAGACUAGGGCUCAGAGGAAAUCCUGGCCACUCAUGUGUUGGUGUUCUGACUUAGCUUCUUGAGGACCACCUGAGACAGAAGUGAUGCCUACUACUCUACCUUAGUGAAGUGGAUCAAGUCAUUAAAAAGAUUUUGUGGAGAAGUAGCCACUUGUCAUGUCACCUGUCAAUCUUAGAGCUGUGUAUUGCAUUCCCAAGUGUUUGAUGUUGGUUUGGUUGAAAUAAGUAACUAAUGAGUGGUGAAGUCAGUUGACAGUUAAAAAAACAGGUUAGGUGAAAACAUUGAUAAAAUCAGCUGACAGUGAAAAAAAAAGAUUUACACUGUGAAAGGGAAAUCCCACCCACAGCAAAAAAAAAAAAAACAGUUUAGGUUAUUUUUCAGUGUUAGAAGACUGCAAACUGCUACCUACCCAAGUACCAGGUGUCUUUAUGAAUUUGACCACGGUCAAUAAGACAUAUUAUAUAUUUUUUUAUAUUUCUCAUGCCUUGCUUUAAACAAUACUGAAUAAUACUUUGCAUAGUCAUAGUCUAUUAUUUUCUUCUUUAUUAUCUUUGCACAAACAAAAUAUGACAAUUUUUUUAUGCAUUUAUGUAUCUACUGUGUAUUGGUGAAAAUGUUUAAUACAUAAACAGUUAUGUAUGGUCUUGA
Alosa sapidissima (American shad) is the source of this 4116-nucleotide messenger RNA. RefSeq lists its product as uncharacterized. NCBI's taxonomy places the organism in Eukaryota, Metazoa, Chordata, Actinopteri, Clupeiformes, Clupeidae. Gene Ontology annotation, molecular function: transcription corepressor activity; DNA binding. Gene Ontology annotation, biological process: positive regulation of neuron differentiation; negative regulation of Notch signaling pathway. The record is from RefSeq and is a predicted model, not a curated record. The transcript is spliced from 5 exons. Gene Ontology annotation, cellular component: nucleus. The coding region runs from base 2558 to 3379 and encodes 273 amino acids.